This is a messenger RNA of Penicillium alfredii, 2439 nucleotides long. RefSeq names its product GTPase-activating protein GYP7. The transcript is spliced from 5 exons. Gene Ontology annotation, biological process: activation of GTPase activity. The record is from RefSeq and is a predicted model, not a curated record. The coding region runs from base 1 to 2439 and encodes 812 amino acids. Lineage: Eukaryota; Fungi; Ascomycota; Eurotiomycetes; Eurotiales; Aspergillaceae. Gene Ontology annotation, molecular function: GTPase activator activity.
AUGGUCAAAUACACCCCGCCUUCAUCGCCCUCGCCGACCGCUUCUUUCUACGAUGUGAGCGACGAUGAGGGCGACUACAACACCAUCGCCCGCGCUGCCUCCGGGAGAGGCGUGAAGCUGCUGUUCUCCAAAAGCAAGGUCUAUGUCCAUCCAACGGCCUCUGCCAAAGAUAAUAUCCCGGGUUUCAUCGCCCUCAUUCAGCAGAAGCCCCCGUCAAACCCGUCUGCCCCGCCCGGCCAAUCCGAUACCUCCUCUUACCUGCUCGCUUGGGUCCCGGAAUCCUCCUUGGGCGAUGCCUAUAGCACCUAUGUGAAGGUCGAUCUGGCCGAAGGCUCAUCUCCACCGCGCCAGAAGUAUUUAGUCCCGCCGCUUCCGACAACCACUACUCACCAUGACCCCAUCGGCCUCUAUGCGUUUGCGGUUCCGCUCUCGGAAAUAUACUCGGUGCUCGUGCGGCCCCCGAGCAUCGGGUGGUGGUUUGGGAGUCUUGUGAUUAACACGCGGGUGGGCGAUAGUUUCCCGGCUUUGUUCUUCCACGACACCGAGUGCGAGUCAACCAUCCUGCAGAAGAAGAAAAGAGCCAAGGAAAACUUCGACCCGUUUGACAGCGACGGGAGCCUCUUCUGGGGUGGCGACGAGGUGAUACGCUGGCUGCGGAGAUACGUCGAUGUGCAGCGCUCUACAAUGGAUCGGAAGGUGUACUUAAUCAACCCAUCUGCUGAGGAUCAGCUGUCGUUUGGACGGCCUGUGAGUAGUGGGGAUGGAUCGCUUCCAGACCAAGCGCAGCCGCAGGCGGCUGCUGCUGGCCCCAGUGGACAGCGUGAUGCCAGCAUGGACCCGUUCAUGAAGACUCUCAAGGAAACUCGGUGGAAGGUGCUCGAGCAGCUCAGCAAAAUCACGACUUUUACCCGGCGAACCGCCAAUGAGAUCGCCGACAACCCACGAAUCCCGCCCCAGGUGCGGCGUUUGAUGAAGAAUCCUGAGAUCCAGACACUGCAGGAUGAGUUUGACAGCGCCCGCCUCUACCUGGCGCGGUGGGCCAUGAAUAUCGCUGAGCAGAGCGAGCGCGAGCGGAACCAGCGUAUUUGGACGGCGCAGGAUGUGUUGGAGAUGGAAGACAGCUCCGUCGGCGAGUUUGAAAUCCUCGAGCUCGAAACCGGAAACCUAUCCCUUCAGGAGCGACGCCGUAUCCUCACGCUGGAGGAGUGGCAAGGGUUCUUCGACCCGACGUCGGGCAGACUGCACAUCACCGUGGAAGAAGUCAAAGAGCGGAUAUUCCAUGGAGGACUGGAUCCCAACGAUGGUGCCCGCAAAGAAGCCUGGCUCUUCCUUCUCGGUGUCUAUCCGUGGGACAGCAGCCAUGAAGAGCGACAAGCGAUCAUGAACUCCAAACGCGACGAGUACAUUCGGUUGAAGGCAGGCUGGUGGGAGCGAAUGGUCGAAGGGAACUCUACAACAGAGGAAUAUGAUAAUUGGAAAGAGCAGCGAAACCGAAUUGAAAAGGAUGUCCAUCGCACUGAUCGCACUAUUCCGCUGUUUGCCGGCGAGGAUAUCCCCCACCCCGACCCCGAUUCUCCGUUCGCCGAUACGGGCACCAAUGUGCAUCUGGAGCAAAUGAAAGACAUGCUUUUGACGUACAACGAGUACAACCCGGAUCUGGGCUAUGUGCAAGGGAUGAGCGACCUCCUGGCUCCAAUCUAUGCAGUCAUGCAAGACGAUGCCGUGGCUUUCUGGGGGUUUGUCGGGUUCAUGGACCGAAUGGAGCAAAACUUCCUCCGUGACCAAUCUGGAAUGCGCUCGCAGCUUCUGGCCCUGGAUCAUCUCGUCCAGCUCAUGGAUCCGCAGCUAUAUUUGCAUCUGCAGUCUGCCGAUAGCACCAACUUUUUCUUCUUCUUCCGCAUGCUCCUGGUUUGGUACAAGCGCGAGUUUGACUGGCCAGAUGUUUUGCGUCUCUGGGAAACGCUGUGGACCGACUACUUCUCCAGUAGCUUCCAUUUGUUUAUUGCACUCGCCAUUCUCGAGAAACAUCGGGAUGUGAUUAUGGAUCACUUGAAGCACUUUGACGAAGUUCUGAAGUACAUUAACGAGCUCUCUAAUACCAUGGACCUCGUCCCCAUCCUCACUCGUGCCGAAUCGCUUUUCCACCGAUUCGAGCGUGCUGUUCAAGCUAUCGAUAAGAAGGACAAUUUUCCUGCUGCUCCCACCGCACACCAGCGCAAACCCGUCGGUAAUAAUGACCAAGGCUCGGCUUCGAACCCUGACAAGGGUAAAUCACCCCAGCGGAACGCUGUUGGAUCCAGCAGCGGUGUCAAUGUGGGCGCUUCUGGAUCUUCAUCGCUUGACAAUGCCAUAGCGGCCGAUAAGCCCAAGGUGAUUUCCCCGGAGUUGCGGGAGCUCCUCCGCAAGGAUAUCCCAUGGAAACGCCAGCAGACGUCAUGA